Somion occarium is the source of this 2028-nucleotide messenger RNA. NCBI's taxonomy places the organism in Eukaryota, Fungi, Basidiomycota, Agaricomycetes, Polyporales, Cerrenaceae. The record is from the annotation of a GenBank genome assembly.
CUGCCAUGGAUGCCCUGCUCGAGUCAGGCCGCGUACAAUACUCUAGACGGCGAGUGCAUACACGUUACAGAGGCAUAUUAUUAUUGCAGCAACCAGCAUGUGUUUGACGCGACAUUCCGGAGGACAGAGGGAGAUCUGGAAGAGAUCUAGGCUGCAGUGAUUGAAUUUGGAGGCGACUCCCAGAAGAGAAGACCGUGUUUUGGGCGGAGCUUGGACAUGGCUUCAUAAAGCAUCUAUCCUAGUCUCCUCCUCCCAUCGCCGCUCUCUUUCUUUCACCCACAUACUCUCUGCAACCAUGGCUUUUCCCAUUAUUGACAACCGCACCGACAACAAGGCCACUCCCAAAGUCGAGCACUCUCAGCCCAUCCCCAUUGCUACCGGUCCAGCCCGCCGUCGUGCGGGCUCCAUGUACGAUGACUCCUCGCCGACAUCUUCCACUUCCUCUGAUUCUUCUUUGAAUUCCCCCACGUCUCCCGUUUCCACCGACCCCGUCAACCAACCUCGCGUCGGCGCACCCCUUUCGCCCUCCACCUCCCCCAUCCUCUCCUACUUUCUCAGCAGCACCUCGCCCAAAUCAACAAAUGCCUCGACGUUCCCCUUCCGUCGAACCUUUGGCCCAGUUGUCGUAGAGGGUAAGCACCUCAGUUCAAAGCUGCUGAGCCCAGCUCUAAACUGUUGUGUAUCCGUUAUUUACUAUUCAGAUGAUACAGAAUCCGAUACCAUUCCUCCCCCUGUGAAGCACGCCCGAAGCGUGAGCAUUGCUGGGGCAUGGCCAGAACGUCUCGUCUCUCCUCCACAACAGGAAACCCAAACAACGACUUCUGGAGCUCCUAUCACUGGCUCUCAGCAAGGUCGUGCUGCAGGUCUUCUCAGGAGACUCUCUUUAGGUGCAGCGCUCAGGCCUCCAGUCCCCCAACCAAACCCAAACGCCAAUCCCCCCACGCGAACCCGAGGAAGCUCACCGCCUCCGAAUUCGCCUGAAGCAGAUCGUAGGAUCCCAUCACCUCCUACCACCGCCCCUGGCAUUCGUAAUGUCAACGGAAGCCCACGAAAGGCUCGUCGUGCGAAUACGAUGGCUUCUGGAACCCAAAGACCUCCGAGGGCACCAUCCCCAAUGGGUGAGCGCAUUCUCAAGGGGCACUUUGAUGGGUUCAACUAGUUCGCUCGAUGAGCGAACGGCUUGGGGGAAGGAUGCUAUCCUUGCGAAUAUGGAGAAGACCUAUUGAGGUCGGAUCACACGUCGGACAGCAUGUAUCACACAUCGUUCUGAUUGGCUUCGUCCUUCUUGCUCACUUCGCCACUCGACAUCCAGCAUAUUUGGCCUUGUCUAUUCGCCUGCUCUUUCGUGCAUUCCCACCCAUCGUCACAGGCACCGUUCCAUAUACAAUCGUCUCCUCAAUCGCCAUUAAAACGCCUCAAGCAUGUUUCAAACCUAAUGUACCACCAGCAUAACAGCGGAUUCGGUUCCGAUGCUCGCAAUUUGUAUAAUCUUGUAUUCUUAUCCACCUCGUCUCGCCUGCAGGUUCUACUCCCGCAGGUUUCGGACCCGCUUAUCGUCUCGGCUGGGAGGGUUGAUACGCCUACCUCCAAACGCGUUCACAUUCUACCCCUGUCCAAUAUCCAAUAGUCGUCAAACUUCCGGUGUCACCACGGAAUCGUAUUUUCUAAUUCCAGUCACAGCCAACAUCGGCUGCGCAGUUCGGAUGCGGCGGCUUGGCGGACAUUGGCUUAACUUUCCUGGACGACAAUGGACGUGGUCGGGAUAUCAUAUCUGCGUCCCCCUUCUCAUUCGCUUUCGCUCUCUGUUCCAACCAGACGGUGGACCUGCGGAUUCAAGUUGUAACCAAGGCGACCUUUCUUUCCAUACGCUCUUGAGAAGACAAGCAGAGGUUCGAGCGGGGUCAGAUGAGGACUUGGGACGUCGGGAGUGCUCGUUUUCGUGUAUAGAGCUUGUGACGAUCCCCCGUUCAGUUUCUCGACAGGUUCGGCUGGGCUUAUCUUGUGCUUAGUUCGUUAAACGCUACGUUG